GGGCAGUUAUUAUCUAAAAGUUGUCUGUCUUGCUCGAGGCAACAAGCUUUUGUUGGAGCCUUUUUUGUCUGUGCUUGUUGGCAUCUCCAGGUUCUUCCGUUCCAAGUGAGGCAAAAAGAAAAUGCAGGCCACUCACCAUGGUGUCCUUCCUCCGGGCCUGAGGCCCCUCACUGGUCUGCCUUCUUCACUCUGCCUUUCAGAGUCCUCUCUUGUUUGUUUUACAUAUCACGUGCAGGGGUUUUUGUUGUGCACGGCAGGUGGAAGAGGGAAAGGUGUGUCUACUGCCUCCUCCUGGAAGUGGAAGUGGUUGGGAGAAAUUAGAGGAUUGGGUUGAAGCCAGUGUGUGAAGGGCCUUCACACCAGGGGUUUGACUCUGUAGGUGGCAGGAGGGAUGUUGGAGGUUCAACUCUGCAGCAGUGUGGAGGGAUGGGGAGGGGGAGUGGCAAGAGAGACCCGGAGGCUGGUGCCUGGGCCCAGGGAGGUGAGGAUGCGUUUCUGGACUGCGACAGCAGACGUGGGGCAGAAAGGAAGAAGGGAGAGUCCAUGCGGGCCACAAGGAAGUCCGAGGACCAGGUAAAAACCAGAGGAUUGGAUAGAGAGUAAGAGAGAAAGAGACGAGACAAGACGAGAAUGACUGCAAAUCUUUGGCCUGGGCAACUGGAAGACCAUGGCCUUAAACUGAGAUGGGUGGUGCUGGCUAGAGUGCAUGCUUUUGGACCCAAGCUUAACUUUUCAAAUGUGGAAUGCUAGGCCUUCAUUGGUUUCUGGAAGAAGUUGACCGCCUGAAAGGAAGCGACAAAACAUGAAAAUUGCUUUGAGGUGACCAACAAGUCCAGUGGCCCCUUGCUUCUCCCAAGGUGGAUCUGGGGUUUAAGAACCGUAACUUCAGAUGAGGAAACUCGGGCCCAGAGAGCGGGAGUGACAGCCCCAGUCACGGCGCUUGGAGCUGGACCCCAACAGCGGGCAGUGCACGGCCACCUUCAACUGGGUUUGCAGUUGGAGUCCCUUGCAAGAGCCACCCUGGUCGUCCUCCACCUUAGAAGAGCACGUAGAAAUAAACGUGCCUCUGUGCCUCCUUGUACCUAUUCCAGACUCCAAUGGCCGAACAGAGAAUGGACAUUUCUUCAACUAUCAGCGACUUCAUGUCCCCAGGCGCCACCGACCUCCUCUCCAGCCCCCUGGGCACCGGUGGCAUGGAUUGCAACCGGAAACGCAAGGGCAGCUCCACGGACUACCAAGAAAGCAUGGACACAGACAAAGAUGACCCUCAUGGAAGGUUAGAAUACACAGAGCACCAAGGAAGGAUCAAAAAUGCAAGGGAAGCUCACAGCCAGAUUGAAAAGAGGCGUCGGGAUAAAAUGAACAGUUUUAUUGAUGAACUGGCUUCUUUGGUACCAACGUGCAACGCGAUGUCCAGGAAAUUAGAUAAACUUACUGUGCUGAGGAUGGCUGUUCAGCACAUGAAAACAUUACGAGGUGCCACCAAUCCAUACACAGAAGCAAACUACAAACCGACUUUUCUAUCAGAUGAUGAAUUGAAACACCUUAUUCUCAGGGCAGCAGAUGGAUUUUUGUUUGUCGUAGGAUGUGACCGAGGGAAGAUCCUCUUUGUGUCAGAGUCUGUCUUCAAGAUCCUCCACUACAGCCAGAAUGAUCUGAUUGGUCAGAGUUUAUUUGACUACCUGCAUCCUAAAGAUAUCGCCAAAGUCAAGGAGCAGCUCUCCUCCUCUGACACUGCACCCCGGGAGCGGCUCAUAGAUGCAAAAACUGGACUUCCAGUUAAAACAGAUAUAACCCCUGGGCCAUCUCGAUUAUGUUCUGGAGCACGGCGUUCUUUCUUCUGUAGGAUGAAGUGUAACAGGCCUUCCGUAAAGGUUGAAGACAAGGAUUUCCCCUCCACCUGCUCAAAGAAAAAAGCAGAUCGAAAAAGCUUCUGCACAAUCCACAGCACAGGCUAUUUGAAAAGUUGGCCGCCCACAAAAAUGGGGCUGGACGAAGACAACGAACCAGACAACGAGGGGUGUAAUCUCAGCUGCCUUGUCGCCAUCGGACGACUGCACUCUCACAUGGUUCCACAACCGGCGAACGGGGAAAUCAGGGUGAAAUCUAUGGAAUAUGUCUCUCGGCAUGCAAUAGAUGGGAAGUUUGUUUUUGUAGACCAGAGGGCAACAGCUAUUUUGGCAUAUUUACCACAAGAACUUCUAGGCACCUCAUGUUAUGAAUAUUUUCACCAAGAUGACAUAGGACAUCUCGCAGAAUGUCAUAGGCAAGUUUUACAGACAAGAGAAAAGAUUACAACUAAUUGCUAUAAGUUUAAAAUCAAAGAUGGUUCUUUCAUCACACUACGGAGUCGGUGGUUCAGUUUCAUGAACCCUUGGACCAAGGAAGUAGAAUACAUUGUCUCCACUAACACCGUUGUUUUAGCCAACGUCCUGGAAGGCGGGGAGCCGAGCUUCCCUCAGCCCACAGCAUCCCCCCGCAGCAUGGACGGCACGCUGCCCUCUGGAGAAGGUGGCCCAAAGAGGACCCACCCCACUGUUCCAGGGAUUCCAGGGGGAACCAGGGCUGGGGCAGGAAAAAUAGGUCGAAUGAUUGCUGAGGAAAUCAUGGAAAUCCACAGGAUAAGAGGGUCGUCGCCUUCCAGCUGUGACUCCAGCCCAUUGAACAUCACAAGUACGCCUCCCCCUGAUGCCUCUUCUCCAGGAGGCAAGAAGAUUUUAAAUGGAGGGACUCCAGACAUUCCUUCCAGUGGCCUACUACCAGGGCAGGCUCAGGAGAACCCAGGUUAUCCAUAUUCUGAUAGCUCUUCUAUUCUUGGUGAGAACCCUCACAUAGGCAUAGAUAUGAUAGAGAACGAUCAAGGCUCAAGCAGUCCCAGUAAUGAUGAAGCAGCAAUGGCUGUCAUAAUGAGCCUCUUGGAAGCAGAUGCUGGGCUCGGUGGUCCUGUUGACUUUAGCGACUUGCCAUGGCCGCUGUAAACAAACAAACACUACAUGUUGCUUUGGCGACAGCUACAGUAUCAAAGUGCAUUACUGAUGGAGUUAUACAGUCUGUGAAGCUUACUGGAUAAGGAGAGGAGAACAGCUUUUAUGUACUGUCUUCAUAAAAGCCAUCUCAGAGCCAUUGAUACAAGUCAAUCUUACUAUGUGUAACUUCAGACAAAGUGGAACUAAGCCUGCUCCAGUGUUUCCUCAUCAUUGAUUAUUGGGCUAGCUGUGGAUAGCUUGCAUUAAUUGUAUAUUUUGGAUUCUGUUUGUGUUGAAUUUUUUAAUCAUUGUGCACAGAAGCAUCAUUGGUAGCUUUUAUAUGCAGAUGGUCAUUUCAGAUGUAUGGUGUUUUUACACUACAAAGAAGUUCCCCAUGUGGAUAUUUCUUAUACUAAUUGUAUCAUAAAACCGUUUAUUCUUCCUUGUAAGAAAGAAUCCUUUACUAUAAAUAUGGGUUAAAGUAUAAUGUAUUAGUUAAAUAUUUUUAAUAAAUGUUUCCCUUGUUCUAUAAAUAUUGUUCAC
Messenger RNA from Balaenoptera acutorostrata (minke whale), 3509 nucleotides. It is a transcript of the gene BMAL1, whose product is annotated as basic helix-loop-helix ARNT like 1. The transcript is spliced from 21 exons. Bases 1098 to 2978 code for a protein of 626 amino acids. Gene Ontology annotation, biological process: circadian rhythm; regulation of transcription by RNA polymerase II. Gene Ontology annotation, molecular function: RNA polymerase II cis-regulatory region sequence-specific DNA binding; DNA-binding transcription factor activity, RNA polymerase II-specific; protein dimerization activity. The record is from RefSeq and is a predicted model, not a curated record. Gene Ontology annotation, cellular component: nucleus; transcription regulator complex; cytoplasm. NCBI's taxonomy places the organism in Eukaryota, Metazoa, Chordata, Mammalia, Artiodactyla, Balaenopteridae.